AUGGCGAAGCGGAACCGCUGGGACUCAGACUCGGACUCCGGCGAUGAUCGCGUCUCACAGCGUAAGAAGAAGACUUCCAGCUGCAUUGAUCUUAUGCCCAACUCCACCGAUACGCCGUCUUCAAGUUGCGACACCCCCGACGCUUCUAAACUCCCUACAGCCGACACAAUCGCUAUUCCAGACGACCCAUCGAGACACAAUUUCUACCUUUUGGGCUGCCGUAGUGUCGACUGCUACGCACGUAUCGGCAAAAUCGAUGAGGGCACGUACGGCGUCGUUUCCAAGGCGCGGGACAAGGAAACAGGGGAUAUAGUAGCCCUUAAACAGGUCAAGAUGAGUGCAGACGUCAGCCAGGAAGGCUUCCCCAUCACGGCUCUACGCGAAACCAACGUGCUGUUGGCUCUGGAUCACCCCAACAUCGUUCAAGUGCGAGAAAUGGUAGUGGGGUCCACGCCCGACAAGAUCUACAUGGUCAUGGACUACGCUGAGAACGACCUUAAGCACGUCAUGCAGACUAAAAUGAAAGCUCCAUGGCUGCAGUCCGAGGUUAAAUACUUACUGCACUCGUUGCUGAGCGCUGUGUCUUUUAUGCACGACCGCUGGUACAUUCACCGAGAUCUAAAGACCAGCAACUUGCUGUACGAUGCACGCGGCGUGCUGAAGAUCUGCGAUUUCGGUCUUGCGCGCAAGUAUGGCUCACCAUUGAGAACCUACACACAGCUCGUGGUGACGCUAUGGUAUCGCUCACCGGAAUUAUUACUUGGCGCAAAAAACUACUCGACGGCAGUCGAUAUGUGGUCGGUUGGCUGUAUUUUCGCCGAGAUGUUGCUGAUGAAGCCACUGUUUGCUGGACGGGGAGAGCUCGACCAGACUGACCAGAUCUUUAAGCUGUUGGGGGCACCGAAUGAGGAGAACUGGCCAGGUGUCGACGAGGACGUGCCAGACGCAAGUGUGAGUGUGCGCGGUAAAUGGCCGAAGUACUCUCGACUGCGAGGCAAGUUCCCACUGGCUGCUACGUUCUCGGGUAGCGGGUGUUCUUUAUCUAAGGCAGGGUUUGACCUGUUGGGUCGGAUGCUGGCUCUCAGCCCACGUAAGCGUAUUUCGGCCAAGGACGCACUGGCGCAUGAGUACUUCCAGGAAUCUCCUCCUCCCAAGCAGCAGGAAUUGAUGCCGACAUUCCCUGCAUAG
Phytophthora infestans T30-4 is the source of this 1188-nucleotide messenger RNA. RefSeq names its product cyclin-dependent kinase, putative. Gene Ontology annotation, molecular function: cyclin-dependent protein serine/threonine kinase activity; ATP binding. The transcript has a single exon. The coding region runs from base 1 to 1188 and encodes 395 amino acids. The record is from RefSeq and is a predicted model, not a curated record. Gene Ontology annotation, cellular component: nucleus. Gene Ontology annotation, biological process: protein phosphorylation; regulation of mitotic cell cycle. NCBI's taxonomy places the organism in Eukaryota, Oomycota, Peronosporomycetes, Peronosporales, Peronosporaceae.